This is a messenger RNA of Diachasma alloeum, 2847 nucleotides long. RefSeq names its product protein CASC3 (gene btz). Bases 192 to 2606 code for a protein of 804 amino acids. The transcript has 10 exons. NCBI's taxonomy places the organism in Eukaryota, Metazoa, Arthropoda, Insecta, Hymenoptera, Braconidae. Gene Ontology annotation, biological process: mRNA processing. The record is from RefSeq and is a predicted model, not a curated record. Gene Ontology annotation, cellular component: exon-exon junction complex. Gene Ontology annotation, molecular function: mRNA binding.
UCUACACUACCACAAAUUCGCGAGUAUUCGGUCAGUCCGAAGCCCCAAAUUCCCAAAAAAAAAUCAGAUCGAAGGAGUCCAGUGGCUCACGUUGUCAUAACGGUGCAAUUUCAAUAUUGCAUGGAGAAAUAAUUACUUGAAUGAGUAAUAAAUAAUCGUUGGGUAGUUUCAAAAUUUUUGGAGCAAUUAAAAUGUCUGAUACACGUCGCAGAAGGAAGUCAGACCAGUCAGGAGGGUCUGAAGACCUGUCGGAGUCUUACGAGGAGCUCAAUGCAACCAAGGAAACCCAGAUGAGAGACCGUCGAACGAUGUCAAAUGUCAAAUGUAAGGCGAUCGAGGUCGACGGAGCGGGAUCGAAAAGUAGCGAGCAGAUAGAGGUUCAUCACGAUUCGGAGUAUGACACAGCUGGCAGUGAUGGAGAGUCAGAGGGUGGUUCUCAAGACGGUGGACAGCGGGAGAGUGGUGAUGGCCAAGAGGAGGAUAAACCUCAGAAGAAACUUGAUGAUGAUGAGGACAGACGAAACCCGCAGUAUAUACCAAAGCGUGGAACAUUUUACGAGCACGAUGACAGAACAGCUGAGGAGGCAACUGAGAGUACAGUUGAACAGCCACCGGAGAGAGACAAUAAGGAGAAGAAAGUUUGGAGGGAGAAGGAGGACAGAUGGGAUCACGACAGGUACAACGAUGAGGAGCAGGCUCCUAAGAGUCACGAGGAGCUCAUUGCUGUCUAUGGGUACGAUAUAAGGAAUGAGGAGGGCCCACCAAGGGCUAGAAGACGAAGAAGAUAUGGACGUGGACCCAACAAAUACACUCGUAAUUGGGAGGACGAAGACGCCUAUGGGAAAACUAGUGGAAAUAAUACUUCUACGAAGCAUAACAGAAGGUCCAACAGAGGUGGAGAAGAAUUUCCUGCCCUGAGAGGAUUCAAGGAUGAACCGGAAACUCCUGAGGAGCCUGUCAUCUCAUCUGCAUGGUACACUAAUAAAAAUAAAUCUCAAACAAAGCAACCGAAUUUUCCACCACUCCAGCCCCAGCAGGAUAAUCAGAAGAAUAAAUCAACCGGUGCCCAGAACGAUCUCACGAACGAAAAUAAAGCUCCAAAUGAGCCCACAAAUCCAGCCUGGAAGAAGGAUGCGAAAUAUACGAGCCAGAGUCUCAGCCCCAGUAGGAAUAUACCCCACGUUGAGCCUGAAAAAAUUGUUUACGUUAAACAGAAUCACGCGAAUAAGAGACAGGUUCAGGAGUCCGUUAGUUUGGCAGCGAGUAGAGCCAGAGGACGUGGAUUUAAACCAAGUGGCAAUAAUAAUGUCAUUGCGAAUAGAACAGUGGAGAAUAAGGGACCGAAGGGUCGUGGAGGUGGUGUUAUUAAUAAUGACAAUAUACGAAGGAAUAAUUCGAGUCUUGAUGAGGAACAAAUUGUCAAUGAUAUCAAGCAUAUGACUGUUAAUGAUGGAAGUGGCUAUCAUCAUCAAGGAAGGCCAAGCCGAAAUUUUUAUGCACCACCAUCGAAUCAGCAGCGUCCAAACGUCCCUCCACCACGGAUGCAACAACCACCACCCCAACAGCCUUCAGUUCAGCAACAAGCUCAUCCUCAAUCACUGCCUGAUGUUGCUGGUAAUCGACCAAAACGAUAUUCGAGUCUUCGACAGAGACCAGUUAUGCCGGAGGGGCCUGUACAGCCGACAUACCCACAGCAGCAUGCCCAGCAUAAUCAGCAUGGGUAUUAUCCACCACAAGCUGGAAAUACGCACGGUGUACUAGACUCCCAAGCUUACCCACAAGGACACUACGAGCAACCACCGCCUGUACCAACGACUGUUGCUCCCAUGGGUGGACAGCCAGUGAUGCCAUUGCCACCAGGUGGCCAGCCAGCUCCAUAUGCACCUCCACCCUUUUUAGUACCACCACCGCAGUUUAUCCCAUCGCAAACAGCACCACCCAAUAUCAUAAAUUACGUCUCAGCACCAAACGGCCCACCAUUUCAACCUAAUUUCCAGGGGUAUCAGGGAUAUAAUCCUAAUGUUCAGCCACAGGGUCCUCCACCUCCACCAGAAUUGUUCCAGCCCCAAGGCUGUACCUACUACAAUCCAGCACAGCAGCCCCCACAGCAGCAGCAGGCAGCCCCCGUGCGCCGGCCAAAGGCAGCAAUACCGAUUCUUCCACCUCCUGACAAUAGCCAGUAUCACCAGGGAAGCAGGGGCAGAGGAAGGAGCAUCACCCAGACUCAACAGAACCCAACGAGUAAUAUCCAAUCCUUCGAGGACCCCACGAUCGACCCCACAGACCUCAAACAGAAAUUUCCACCGGAAACAUUCGAAAAUUCACAGCUGGAGGGCUAUGAUUCUCCCCCAGAUCACGUUACACAAUCAGAAAGCAAAGAAACAGCUGUUAUCGAAGGGAAUGCAAAGAGUCCCGAGAUUUCAGAGGUAGAAGUUGAGAGAGUUGAAGCUGUUGUUGAGGCACCAGAGACAGAUAAAUUAACAAAUGUUGUUAUUAAUGAUGAGAAAGUGGCCACUAGUGUUGACAUUACCGUUGGUGAAACUGCAAUCACUAAAGUCGAAAGUGUGGUGCAUGAGAAUCACGUUGUGGAGGAAGCUGCUGCCUAAAUUAAUCGAUAUCUGACUGAAUAACUGGAGGAUAUUGAAGAAUGCAGUUAUCAUUGAAGAGCAUGCAUAGACUUUAGGUAUUCAAUUGAAGGGAGACUGACACGUAUGGAGAAAUUUCAUUGAAAAAUCUGGGAUCUUGGGGAAAAACUCCAUUAGAGUUCUCCCAGAAUUUCACACAAAAAUUUAGUAAUAGAUUUCGAUUUUUCUGUAUGAAUUAUUUAAUGAUUUUUUCUGUAGACAU